AUGGAGGCCGCUGGACUAGUGCUCGGUGCUGUCGCACUGAUCAAACCUAUAUGUUCCACGAUAGACAACACCCUGACCAACUACAGCAACUUCGGGAAGGAUGCUGACCGCCUCCGGCUGCGAUUUUCGAUUCAGCGAACCCGACUAGGCUCUAUGGAACGAGUUCUCUUUGAAGACAGCAAGUUCGCGCCGGCCAUGCCCGGUUGCUUAAUCGAGCAUCUGCCCAAGACGGUUUGCGAUGAUAUCCUGGGGCUGCUAAGAGAGCUCUAUGGACUCUUGAUGGAAUAUGCUGCGGUGAGAGGACAGUACAAAGUGCAGGACCGAGCUGAGAGCCUCGAACUUGGCGACUUGGCAUCCAUGUCGGAAGAGGACCGCGUCAAGAGUCUUUCAUCGUCAAAAAAGGAGUCGGCCAUUGCCCAGCAAAAAUCUGUGGGAUGGGCAAAGAAAAUGCUCUGGGUAGCCUUCGACAAAAACAGUACCGAGAAGCUUGUAUCUGAGUUCGAGGCUUGGACCGAAAGAAUACAGAACUUACUUGAGGCAGCGUGGUGGCCAUCGACUUUCUUUGAGACAUUAGAGAGGCUUCAGAAACUGGAAAAAGAUGUCGAUGCAGGAUCUAUAGGGCUUUUGCGAGGAAUUGAACUGCGGAAGCUGGUCAUCACCCCACCAGCAGACAUCUCCCCUGGAUCAUACGCCAAAGAAGCACUUUUGAACGACUUGUCCAUCAUGGCCAAAUUGCCCAACUUUGAGCUCGGAAAUCUCAAAGGCUCGGAUGGGUGCUACCUGGUAGAGUCGAAGGGUUACACACCAGACUCGGGCAGUGCUGUGAGUGCGGUCGUUAUUCGAGAACGCGUAAUUCAGUUGGCCGCCCUACUGCAUGAUGCUCCGUCGAGCGACCCAGCGUUGGCAGUCUUGCCAUGUACGCACUACUUUGAAGAUACGCCAGGCCAGAGGUUCGGUCUCUUAUUUAAGCUCCCAAAGCCUACUAAUCCAUCAAAACCGCCGCUUACUCUUUCAAACCUUCUCGACGAACGAUCUAAAGCAGGGCGGCCAUCCCUCUCCGCCAGAUUGCGCCUAGCACACAGUUUGGCAGCCUGCGUACAGAGGCUUCACACGUACUCUUGGGUCCACAAGUCUAUCCGCUCAGAGAAUAUUCUACUAUUUCCCGAACACGCUGGGAUGUCCACAAUACUCGAGGGCGCAAAACUGAUUGGGUUUGAAUACUCACGGCAAGACUCCGACUUUUCCGACCAGUUUGGCGAAUCAGAACUGAAACGAAACAUUUACCGGCAUCCAGAGAGAUGGGGUCAGCCUACGAAACGGUUCGGAAAGAUUCAUGAUGUCUAUGCUCUUGGUGUUGUCUUACUCGAGAUUGGGCUUUGGUCUCGCGCUGAUCAGAUUGAUAAGGGAGCUUUGGUAGCGCCAGAGAUGGAGGACAAGCCCACAACAACGGCCCAGACAAGACUCCUGAAACAUGCUGACCAAAGAUUGGCUUUCUUCGCUGGGGAAACAUUCCGAAAUGUUGUUGUUGGCUGUUUGGCUGGGAAGAUGGGCGAUAUCAGGGUGGUAGACUGUUUCCCUACGAUCGUAGAGAAUCUGGAGAAGCUGGCGAAUAGUGUUUUCUAA
This is a messenger RNA of Colletotrichum paranaense, 1623 nucleotides long. RefSeq lists its product as uncharacterized. The transcript is spliced from 2 exons. Gene Ontology annotation, molecular function: ATP binding; protein kinase activity. Lineage: Eukaryota; Fungi; Ascomycota; Sordariomycetes; Glomerellales; Glomerellaceae. The record is from RefSeq and is a predicted model, not a curated record. Gene Ontology annotation, biological process: protein phosphorylation. The coding region runs from base 1 to 1623 and encodes 540 amino acids.